Molecule: messenger RNA, 1713 nt
Organism: Ziziphus jujuba (common jujube)
Lineage: Eukaryota; Viridiplantae; Streptophyta; Magnoliopsida; Rosales; Rhamnaceae
Product: glycolate oxidase 1
Exons: 12
Coding region: 394-1497 (367 amino acids)
Cellular component (GO): peroxisome
Molecular function (GO): oxidoreductase activity; FMN binding
Source: RefSeq, a predicted model, not a curated record
UUUUUCUUUGGAUGUAUGUUCGUUUGUUUUUUUGGGAUGAACACACAGAAAAUAAUGAUAUUCAACAGUCUUCCACAAAAGCGUCUCACAUUUCCGUGAAAACAGAUUUGGUUUCUUUCUAAUGCCUGCCUUGGAAAAUCAAUCCACGACGCUGUCUUUCUCAUCUGAUGCCAUACCCUUUUUGUCUUUACCUGUUCAGUGCUCAUUGCUCUUCUUUAAAAAUAUUUACCUCACCAUUUUCUCCAUUUACUCUUCAGCUUGUUUGUUUCUUUGUUUGAUCACUUUGCAAGUUGAAAGCUCAGUCUCUCUUCUGUUUGACCUGCUUUAAUCUGCACCUUCUCUCUGUCUCUCCAAGAAAAUUCUGGGAAGAGCAUAAUAAAAACUGUUGCAAAAAUGGAAAUCACUAAUGUUUCUGAAUAUGAGGCAAUUGCAAAGGAGAAAUUGCCUAAGAUGAUUUACGACUACUAUGCAUCAGGUGCAGAGGACCAGUGGACUCUUAAAGAAAACCGAAAUGCAUUUUCAAGGAUUUUGUUUAGACCUCGUGUUCUAGUUGAUGUAAGUAAGAUAGACACGUCCACAACUGUUUUGGGCUUCAAAAUUUCGAUGCCUAUCAUGGUUGCUCCUACAGCCAUGCAGAAGAUGGCUCACCCCGAUGGAGAGUAUGCAACAGCAAGAGCAGCAUCAGCAGCUGGAACAAUUAUGACUCUAUCCUCAUGGGCUACUUCCAGCGUCGAAGAGGUUGCUUCAACUGGACCUGGGAUUCGGUUUUUUCAACUCUAUGUAUACAAGGACAGGAAUGUGGUUGCACAGCUUGUCAGGAGAGCUGAGAGGGCUGGUUUUAAGGCAAUUGCCCUGACUGUAGACACUCCAAGGCUUGGCCGCAGGGAAGCUGAUAUCAAGAAUAGAUUCACUUUGCCAUCACAUUUGACAUUGAAAAAUUUUGAGGGUUUGGAUCUUGGAAAACUGGAUGAGACGAAUGGGUCUGGACUAGCAUCAUACGCUGCUGGACAAGUUGACAGGUCCCUUAGUUGGAAGGAUGUGAAGUGGCUUCAGACAAUCACCCAUUUACCAAUACUAGUGAAAGGUGUAAUUACUGCCGAGGAUACAAGGCUUGCCAUUCAAGCUGGAGCUGCAGGAAUUAUUGUCUCCAACCAUGGAGCUCGCCAACUUGAUUAUGUCCCUGCAACCAUUAUGGCCUUGGAAGAGGUUGUCAAAGCCGCACAAGGACGAAUUCCUGUUUUCCUAGAUGGUGGAGUCCGACGAGGAACAGACGUUUUCAAAGCAUUGGCGCUUGGAGCAUCAGGCAUAUUUAUUGGAAGACCAGUGGUCUUCUCAUUGGCUGUUGAUGGUGAGGCUGGUGUAAGGAAAGUACUUCAAAUGCUCCGUGAUGAGUUUGAGCUAACUAUGGCAUUAAGUGGUUGCCGCUCACUCAAGGAGAUCACACGCAACCAUGUUGUAACCAAAUGGGAUCAUCCCCGUGUUGCUCCUAGAUUGUAAGAGUGUUCAUCUUCAGCCUAGUGCAUUGAUGCAGAGAGAGAUCAAGAUUUCAAGAGCUCAUCAGUCGUAAGAAUUACAUAUCUGAAGUUCUUGGUUCUAAGAAUAUGUACUGAAAAAUUUGAAAUUUUUGUAUUGAGAAUGAACUAUACUUUCUAUCAAUGGCUAAUUCUGUUUACGAACUGUAUUCUCUAUCAAUGAAUAAUUCUGUUUUCUCUA